GUUUGUUGUGUCUUAAAAUUAAAAGACAGAUAUUUCUUGUUCCCAAAACUGUUUUGAUGAGUGCGUGUAAAAAUUUCCGAAGUGUUUCCGAGAAAUGAAAUUCAGCAGUUUUUUAUUCAAAAAUAAUUUCGAAUUCGAAAAGGUUUUACCAUAAUGCGAGAUAGUGCGAUAGAUAUUACCAACUGACAUAGUCUCACAAAAAAUCUGUCGGAGGUGCUACAAAAACGUGCGAAAAAUACACGAAAUUGUCCAAUCUGCUAUCAUGCACGAUCAAAACUUAAAGGAAAAACGUCAACAUUACAUCGAGAACCUAUCAAGCACCUGCAUAACAAUCAAAAAAGAUAAUCGAGUGCCUGUCCAAAAAGAAACCGAACCAAAGGAAACUUAUGUUGUUAGUCCCAAACUAGAGCCCUGCUUAUUUCCCAAUAAUACUGUGGAAAACUUCCAAGAGAAAACUUCAGCAAAAAAGAAAAAAGGUCCUACAACAAUACAUUCAAGCAUCGUUAAUGUCCAAGGAAAGUAUCCUCAUAUUAAGCUACCCAAAAAAUCUCUGGAUAUGGAUAUAGCACCUAUUGUGUCGUUUACUCUGGGAGAAGUGGAUACUUACUUUGAAAAUAGGAACCUGGAUAUGUCCAAGUAUAUUUACAGACAAAAAAGAAUAAAGAAGAGGAAACAAUUUGAUUCUGACAGUCAUCCUUCUAAAUCUGCUACAAGCCAAACCGUCAGUUCAGUAAAUGGAAAAAGCAUGACUGUUGCAGCUGAUGAGACCAUUAAAAAUCCAGAAUUAGAAACUUCUGACAACGUGCUGAUGUUAGAUGAUUUACCCUCUUCAAAUAAAAGAAAAUUUUUAUUCGGCAAAGAUCCAAGUCUAAAAAUAAAAAAAAUAUCAGUUGGAACACCUACGAAUUCAACAGUUGUCUUUGAUCGACUUUUGCCGAAUACUUUAUCUGACCAUAUAACAUCUUAUCCACAAGAUGAUCCUCGAAUCGCCACCAAACCUGAUUUUAUUCAAGUCUUAGGUUUAACACCUGCAACAGAUGAAGCUGUAUCUCAAAACUCCCUCAUAUGCCAAAUUUGCAAUAAUGUACAGGCCAGCAAACGAAAAAACUUAUGCACCAAAUGUAAGUAUCCAUAAUGACGUUACUGUGGAUGGUCUCGAGAAUAACAAAUGUAAAGAACCCAGUACAUCAUUGUCAAUGCGAAAAUCUCUUCCUGCUACAGUUUUAGUAUCGAAGUAAGUUUCUGUUCGUAACAAAAGGUCAUUACCAGCAACCAAACGUUCGGAAGUUCGCAGAAGUCAUCGAAAACGUAGGCAAAUUAUUCAACUAUAAAAAUAUUUAAAAAACUGAUGCAACUUGAUACAUUCAUAAUCACAUUAUCACAUUUUUGGUAUGUAACUAAAAAUAUAUUAUUAGGUGAA
Ceutorhynchus assimilis (cabbage seed weevil) is the source of this 1420-nucleotide messenger RNA. NCBI's taxonomy places the organism in Eukaryota, Metazoa, Arthropoda, Insecta, Coleoptera, Curculionidae. The record is from the annotation of a GenBank genome assembly.